Sorex araneus (European shrew) is the source of this 499-nucleotide messenger RNA. It is a transcript of the gene PSMG4, whose product is annotated as proteasome assembly chaperone 4. Gene Ontology annotation, biological process: proteasome assembly. The transcript is spliced from 3 exons. Bases 83 to 451 code for a protein of 122 amino acids. The record is from RefSeq and is a predicted model, not a curated record. NCBI's taxonomy places the organism in Eukaryota, Metazoa, Chordata, Mammalia, Eulipotyphla, Soricidae.
GGCGCGCUCGGGCCUGGAGCGGCGGCGGCGGCGGCGGCUGCGGCGGCGCGCGCGGUCCGGGGCCCGGUCCGGUCCGGCCCAGAUGGAGGGGCCGGGCACCGCGGCGGGGGAUGUGUCCCUGCACAACUUCAGCGCCAGGCUGUGGGAGCAGCUCGUGCACUUCCACGUCAUGCGGCUGGCGGACUCGCUGUUCCUCUGGGUGGGCGCCACGCCGCACCUGCGCAACCUGGCCGUGGCCAUGUGCAGCCGCUUCGACUCCGUCCCCGUGGCCACCUCCCUCUUCGGAGACGCAUCCGACCCAGCGUCCACAGGCCUGGCGCAGCGCCUCGCCAGGAAGACCCGCAAGCAGGUGUUCGUCAGCUACAACCUCCCCACCGCCGACAGCGGCGUCACGCUGCUCGUGGAGAACAGGAUCAAGGAGGAGAUGGAGGCCUUCCCGGAGAAGUUCUAGCCGCGCUGCUGGCCUGAAUAAACGAUGCUCUCUCACCCACUGACCCCA